GGCAGUUGCUGGCGCGGCCGAGUCGGACUGGGAGUGGGGGUGGGGUGGGCUAGGAGAGUACUGGGGGCCUGGGCCCCCGGGGCUUCGAGUGAAGACGGAACCCUCGGGGCGGCCUUCGGAGUAGGAGCAAGAGCUCAGGAGAUCGCGCGGGGCGCGAGCUCUGCCGGCUGCCGGGCCCCGCGGCAUUUCUUCAGCAGCUCCUCUGGCGAGAGUAUAGAGAGUAGUGCUUACUCCGAACCAUUUGGCUCCCCCCCGGAGCAGGACUUCUUUGAGGACCCAGUUAAAUCGAUUUCCCAGCUGCUGAUGGGAUACUUCGGAAAUGAUAGCUGAGCCCAGCCCAGCCCCAGACACCAGCCAAAAAGAAAAUGAUGGCCAAGAGGCAACUGCACCAGCAUCUGCUGUACAAAAUGGUGGCUGUGUGAAAAACCCUAGCAACUUGACACCAAAAGAGAGAAGGAAGGUCCGAGAGCAGUGUGAAAACGUCAGAAAGAAAAACAUUUUAAGAAGGAAGAGGUCAAGUCAGCCAGAGAAUGACGAAGAUGAAAUUGAAGAAGUGGUGGAAGCAGUCACUCUCUUUGAGGUGGUCAGCUUGGGCAAGGUUGCUAUGCAGUCAGUGGUAGAUGACUGGAUUGAAGCCUAUAAAGAAGACAGGGAUUUGGCACUUCUGGAUCUCAUCAAUUUCUUUAUUCAGUGUUCUGGCUGUCAAGGGAUGGUGACUGCUGAGAUGUACCAAAGUUUACAUAGCUCUGACAUUUUGAAAAAAAUGAUUGAGAAGUUUGAUGAGGAAACAGGGUUGCAGUAUAAGAGAAUUAUGGCUCGCCCAUGGAUCUUAACAGUGACAUGGCCAAUGGAGUUGGAAGAUGAGGGUUAUCCAAUUGUUAAGCCUGGACCCCACUGGAAAAAAUUUAAGGCUAAUUUCUGUGAAUUUACAGCAGUGCUGAUUCAACAGUGUCAGUACAGCAUUCUCUACGAUGGUUAUCUGAUGAACACAAUCACUUCCCUUCUUUCAGGACUCACAGGCUCUGUAGUGAGAGCGUUCAGGCAUACCAGUACGUUAGCAGCAAUGAAGCUGGUGACAGCACUUGUGAGUGUAAUUCAGAAUCUUGAUGUCAGCAUCCAUAAUGCUCAGCAGCUUUAUGAAGUAGAGAAGAAUAGGACCCCUGAGGGCGAAACUGGUCCUAGAUUGGACGAGCUUGACAGAAAAAGGAAAGAGUGUCAGCAAAAACCUAUGGAAAUUGAAAAUAUGAUGAAUGCACUUUUUAAAGGGACCUUUGUACGGCGCUAUCGUGAUGUUAUUCCUGAAAUCAGAAUCGUUUGCAUCGAGGAAAUGGGAAGUUGGCUGAAAUUGUACCCAAACAUGUUUUUAAAUGAUUGUUACUUGAAAUAUGUUGGUUGGAUGUUAUAUGACAAGCAGGCAGAAGUGCGGCUAAAGUGCCUUCAGGGACUUCGAGGACUUUAUGAGCACAAAGAGCUUAUUUUUAAGAUGGGUCUUUUUAAUACCAGAUUCAAGAGUCGAAUUGUUUCCAUGACUACAGACAAGGAACCUGAAGUAGCUGUUGAAGCCAUGAAACUUGUGAUGCUGAUGGUCCUGCAUUGUGGGAAUACGGUAUCAUCGGAGGAGUGUGAAGCUAUGUAUCAUUUUGUUUAUGCGACAUACAGACCCUUAGCUGUAGUAGCUGGGGAAUUGCUCUGCAAAAGACUCUUUUGUCUCCCACCAGGUGAAGAGGAAGCUCCUCACUUUAAAAAGAAAAAUAAAUUUGUGUAUAGUUUCAGACGACUGAAAAAACUUAUUAUUUUCUUCUUGAACCAUGGGUUUCAUAAACAUGUCACCUACUUGGUGGAUAGCUUGUGGGACUGGGAAGACGGUUUGCUGAGAGACUGGGAGUGUUUGACAAAUCUUUUAAGGGACAAGUCCAUAAGAAAGGAAGAAGCCUUUACAGAUGCCCAGGAAACUGUUCUUGUGGAAAUAAUCGCAGCAGCAGUGCGCCAGACUGUAGAAGGUCAUCCUCCAGUGGGCCGAGGAGGCAGAAAAGUCCUCACAGCAAAAGAGAGGAAAUCUCAAAUGGAAGAAUGUGCCCGGAUGACUGAGCAUUUCAUUGUAGUGCUUCCUGAGCUCUUGGCUAAGUAUUCAUCAGAUAUAGAAAAAGUGACAAACUUCCUGCAAAUUCCCCAGUAUUAUAAUUUGAAUGUGUAUGUUACUGGACGCCUGGAGAAGUACUUGGAUGCCUUGCUAAAGGAGAUGAAAGAACUUGUGCACAGACACUCUGACCUUAAUAUCCUUGAGGCCUGCUCCAAGGUAUACAGCAUUUUCUGCAACGAACAGCUGGCAAUAUUCCCUAUUGUAUCUGAGGCCCGGCAUCAGUUAAUAGAAGAGAUGGUUAAAGAUUUCUACCAGCUUCUAGAUGACUUUUUCCAAGAGGAAGAAGGCUUUGAUAUAAGUGAAGAACACAUUUUGCGAAUGUCCUGCACACUGAAAAAACUAACAGCUUUUCACAACGCACAUGACCUCACCAGUUGGCACAUUGGUGACUGGACUCUGAAGAUUCUCAAUUUUGAGAAGGAAAAUGGAGGGUUGCCUGUUGAGACCCUAAUCCCUGCUCUUCAGUGCAGUUACUUUGCUCUCUUGUGGCAGCUGGAAUUAGCUACUGAAGCAUUAGUGGAUGAAGCACCUCCCUCUCAGGAAACUCUUUCGGAGUUGAAGGAACAGAUGACCUGUUUCCGCUUGAUAUGUGAAUCAUACCUCAAUCACCAUAAUAAGGAUGUGAGGGAAAAGGCCUUUAUUCUAUUAUGUGACUUACUGAUUGUUUUAAGCCACCAAGGUGUGGAUGAGGAUGAAGAUUUUGCAUUGCUUAAGUUUCUUCCUGAUCAUGAUCUACAGUCAAAGAUGAUUCAGUUCGUCAAGGAUCAUGUUUUUGGGGAGAUCAAUUCGCCUGAAGAGAAGAAUAAAGAGGAAGCUCAUAGACUGGAUUCCAUAUACAGGAAGCGGGUUAUUCUGUCUGAAUAUUGUAAACUGAUUGCUUUUAACGUGGUGGAAAUGAUGACAGCAGUUGAAAUCUACAAGCACUAUAUGCCGACCUACCAUGAUUUUGGUGACAUUAUUAAAGAAACAAUCAACAGAACAAGGCACAAUGAUAGGAUCGAGAGUGCCAGGACAUUGAUUGUUUGUUUGCAGGAGUUAUAUCAGAACCACAUGGCAACCUAUUGCAGCAAUAACAGUCGUAAAAAGCACAUUGAGUCCUCAGCUAACUUUGCCAGUAUUAAAGAACUUGCUCGUCGAUUUUCUCUCACGUUUGGUUGGGAUCAGAUGAAUUCCAGGGAAUCGAUAGCAAUGAUACACAAAGAAGGAAUUGAUUUUGCAUUUCAUGGAGAUAGCCAAGAUAUAGAUUAUUACCUCCCUCCCAAUCUAACCUUCUUGGUAAUCAUCAGUGAAUUCUCCAAUAAGCUACUCAAACCUGACAAGAAGCUGGUGUAUUACUACCUGCAGGAAUUUGUUACAGACCACAUGUUGUUGACUUGUAAAGGGGAAAAAUGGCAUCCAUUGUACUGUUAUCGCAGCUCUCUGAUAGGAACUGAUGAUGAUGCAGAAAGCACAAUAGCAAGUAGUUUUAGAGAAUGGCCUCCACCUGACAGAUCAAAAGUCAUUGCCACGAAGAGAAAAUUUUCUGAUGGGAGUCUUAUGGACAUAUCACUUCCUGGAAGCUCAAGGCAAGCAACAGAUUUACAUUCAGAUUCACAGCUCUCCUUUUUCUCAUGGAAAAGUAAAACAGUGACAUCAGAUGAGAACACGAUGGAUGUAUCAAGCCUUGCAGUGCAAGAUACCACACGGAGGAUGGAUGACAUGAUGGAAAGCCUGCCUGAAGAACAGACGGAGGACCUCAAUGAAGAUAUUGAUGUGCUUGAUAUAGACGAGGUAAAUUUGUGAAAAAGCUGGAAAAGUGGUGAAGAUCAAAAGCUGCUCUUUUUUCGGGAGGCAACAUUUUGAUUUUUCAGAUUUUCAUGUGGACAAGUGGAAACAGCGACUUUAUGAAGUGGGACUGUCACUGGAUCCUGGACCAUUGUGCUCUUUGGACUCUUGGAGUUUCAGGUCCGAAGAAAAGUAAAUUCCCUCAGAAUUUACUCCAGGGUAGCCUUUCACCUACCUUGGCUUAUUUUAUGUACAGGCAUACUAUGCCUAAAGUUUAUUUUUUCAGUGAAAACAUAAGUUGAAAUGACAUCUUGACAGAACAGUACCAUGGGUGAUAAAUGGAAGUGUUACUGUUUUUAUGGGUGUUUAUAAUGAAUACAGAAGUAUUGGUUAUAUUAAGAAUGUUAUUCAAAAAUCACAUUUAUCAGGCAGAGUCCCCCUUUUUAACAAUAAGGCAUCGAUUCCUAUUAUUAAAUUUCAAUUCAACAGGUGGAAUUCAGAAAUGACAACCUAAAGGAAAGGUUCUCUAUUCCCGUCUCCUCUUUUCAUUCUUUAAAUGAAUAAACAGCAGGCUAACUGUUUAUGAAGGAAAACAAAAGCAGAAAUUAGCCUUCUUACCAUUCUAUAUGGGAAAACUACUGGUGGUUUCAAUUUAACCAAUAUUUAUUUAAUAUUUUCAGACAAACAACAUAAACCAGACAAAGGAAAGAAAGCAUCCCUGUACUCAAGGAGUUUAUAUUCUGCCCUCAUGUUAUAUAGCAUGCACACAAAUGAGAAAGAAUAAUUUUCAGUGAGAGAGAGC
This is a messenger RNA of Gracilinanus agilis (Agile Gracile Mouse Opossum), 4706 nucleotides long. Its product is annotated as cohesin subunit SA-2-like. Gene Ontology annotation, biological process: sister chromatid cohesion. Gene Ontology annotation, molecular function: chromatin binding. NCBI's taxonomy places the organism in Eukaryota, Metazoa, Chordata, Mammalia, Didelphimorphia, Didelphidae. The coding region runs from base 320 to 3922 and encodes 1200 amino acids. Gene Ontology annotation, cellular component: nucleus; cohesin complex; chromatin. The transcript is spliced from 33 exons. The record is from RefSeq and is a predicted model, not a curated record.